UUUUUGUCACUGUCUGUCUGUUUCUGGCUUCUUCUUCUUCCUUGAGAGCUGAAAGAAGCAAUGGCGAUUUGGUCGAUCGUUCGAAGGAAGGUUGUUAAUGGCUGUAACUCCUCUUAUUUUUCUUCGAUUAUAGGAAAGUCGUGGAAGAGUACGAGUGCUAAGGCAUCUCAUCCUCGCUACUAUGGAGCUCUUUCGAAAGAGACUUCAGUUUUCGUAAGAGGAUCACGGGUGGUGGUGAACGCCGUCAGUCUUCCUUCUUAUCUAGGUUCCAGUUUGAGCUCAAACGCAAUUAUGAGCAGGGUAACUCUGCCAUGCAUCCAAACAUUCAACACUAGUAUUAGGUUGUUUUCCUCGGAUGAAGGUGGGUCUGUGGAUGCUGUUGUUCCAUACAUGGGAGAAUCUAUUUCUGAUGGCACUUUAGCCACUAUCUUGAAGAAACCGGGAGACCGUGUGGAAGCUGAUGAGCCCAUUGCACAGAUAGAGACUGAUAAGGUUACAAUCGAUGUUUCUAGUCCUACUGCUGGAACUAUUGAGAAGAUUGUUGCAAAAGAAGGUGAUACAGUGGAGCCUGGUUUCAAAAUAGCAGUGAUUUCUAAAUCUAGUGGAGCUGCAACUAAGGUUGAAGAUUCAGAGAAGAAGCCUGAGGAGUCUAAACCAGAGAAAAAAGAAGAGAAGCCAAAACCUGUAGCAGAAUCUCCUCCUUCACCAAAAGUGGAAACUUCACCUCCAAAAGAGAAGCCUAGAGCUCCUCCUCCUCCUCCUCCACCUGCUUCAGGGGCGUCACCAAGAGAACCUCAACUUCCUCCAAAGGACCGGGAAAGAAGGGUUCCUAUGACAAGACUCAGGAAACGUGUUGCUACACGAUUGAAGGACUCUCAGAACACCUUUGCGUUACUGACUACGUUCAAUGAAGUAGACAUGACAAAUCUGAUGAAAUUACGUUCAGAGUACAAAGACGCUUUUCUUGAAAAGCACGGUGUCAAACUAGGAUUGAUGUCAGGUUUUAUAAAGGGAGCCAUCAGCGCACUCCAAAAUCAACCUGUAGUGAAUGCUGUUAUAGAUGGAGAAGACAUUAUCUACAGAGAUUACGUCGACAUCAGCAUUGCUGUUGGUACACCAAAGGGACUCGUUGUUCCAGUGCUUCGAAACGUAGAGCAGAUGAACUUUGCUGAGAUUGAGAAAGAGAUCAAUAGACUUGCUAAGAAAGCAACAGCUGGAACAAUUUCCAUCGAUGAAAUGGCUGGAGGCACAUUCACCAUCUCUAAUGGUGGUGUUUAUGGUAGCCUUUUGAGUACUCCUAUCAUAAACCCUCCUCAGUCAGCUAUUCUUGGGAUGCACUCUAUAGUGAACCGCCCAAUGGUUGUGGGAGGAGAAGUAAUGUCAAGGCCAAUGAUGUACAUUGCAUUGACUUAUGACCACCGUCUGAUAGAUGGUAGAGAGGCCGUUCUGUUCCUCCGUCGCAUCAAAGACGUCGUUGAGGAUCCACGCAGGCUUCUUCUCGACAUCUAGACCGGAUUCUAUGAAACUGUCCAUGUGUUAAUCCAAAAGAAGUUAUCUUUCUAUCACAACCAUGUUCCUUGCUUGCUUGCUUAACCAAGAACUUGUAUAUGUUUUAUGUGUUAAAAGAUUUAUUUCAAUAAGAGUGAAAUAAGCAAUGCCCUCUUGG
Molecule: messenger RNA, 1666 nt
Organism: Brassica oleracea var. oleracea
Lineage: Eukaryota; Viridiplantae; Streptophyta; Magnoliopsida; Brassicales; Brassicaceae
Product: dihydrolipoyllysine-residue succinyltransferase component of 2-oxoglutarate dehydrogenase complex 2, mitochondrial-like
Exons: 14
Coding region: 61-1509 (482 amino acids)
Biological process (GO): tricarboxylic acid cycle
Cellular component (GO): oxoglutarate dehydrogenase complex
Molecular function (GO): dihydrolipoyllysine-residue succinyltransferase activity
Source: RefSeq, a predicted model, not a curated record